AUGCCGAAUCUCGUGUCUCUGCCGGUGGAGAUUAUCCUAUGUAUUUCGGACAACAUUGGCAUAUCCAAUCUCAACAGCCUCGUUCAGUCUUGUGUCAGAUUCUAUUACAUCCUCAAUAAGGAUCUAUACAAGCUCGGCUCACUCAAAGGACUCGGCCUCCACCACGUUGCAAAAGAAGGUCAGAUCUCAGGAGCCAUGAAGCUCCUAUCCACAGGCUCAGACAUCGACCUGAUGAUUUUGGUCCCCUUAAGGCUUGUUCCUCUCACCGAAAUGACAACGGCCCCAUCUGUUUCAUCUGUCAGAGCCGCAAAAAUGGUGCGAUUCCUCAUUGACCACGGUGCCAACAUCGACAAGUCAUGGGCUAGUAGGGCAUCACCCGUCUACUUAGCGGCCUUAUAUGCCUACCCGAAUAUCACAAAAAUGCUUUUGGAUGCUGGCGCUUCCAUGGCUACUAAAGGCCCGGGCGUUGCCUCGCUUCUUUCCUGCGCUGCCACAGGAAAGUCAGAGUCAGAAGCCAUCAUGCGACGCAGAGCGCACACGGUUAAAGUUGUGCUUGAUGCCGGUGCGCCGUUUGAGGCUUUUCAAAACGAAAUACCACUUCGCGAAAGGUUCCUAUUUAUAUCUUCUGAUAACGAGCUGGUUAACGCCCAGGUGCGCCCUGAUAGCGACUCUCAUGCCCUUCUGGGAUCCGCGGAUAUGUAUGAUGACAAGACCCGCGAUCGUUUGCAGAAGAUUGAAUCCGAGGUAUACGCAAGCGAGGUGGCGAGUAAUCGUUCGAAAGAGGCCCCUCGGCGGAUAAAACCGUCGGAAUGUGUGUUUCCAGAUUCGAUUUGGGACCUUGAUAAGGAGUUGGAAAUGCCGUCAUUGGCAGAUCCCGGAGAAUUUUCGGAACCCGAUGAGACGCUGCUGGAUGAAAUGGCACUUAGCCCUGGUAGUACUGGAGAAACACAGUCCCAAGACAGUGGUCGAUUCAUGCAACAUACAGUAGGGAGCGACGAGGACUUGGGGUCAGAUUGGGGCACGAGACUGCCAUCAUACUUAAGCCGAAAUUGA
Coccidioides immitis RS is the source of this 1053-nucleotide messenger RNA. RefSeq lists its product as uncharacterized. NCBI's taxonomy places the organism in Eukaryota, Fungi, Ascomycota, Eurotiomycetes, Onygenales, Onygenaceae. The transcript is spliced from 2 exons. The record is from RefSeq and is a predicted model, not a curated record. Bases 1 to 1053 code for a protein of 350 amino acids.